AUGCGAUUCGGACGCACCGUGAGACGGCGGCAGGACAUCGCACUGGCAUUCAGACAGGACAACUCCUCUGCUAGUGCAUCCGAUACUGGGUCUGGGACGUCGGCAGCGAGUGCACCCGCCGACCGAUGGUUCUUCUCGGGCAAGCGCUUCACAGGGGUCCACAACAUCCUCGUCGGACGGCACCAGCGCUGUCCAAAGUGCGCAAUCUUCCACGUCGUCCUCCACGCCUUCUGCUACGCAAUCGUCUACUUCCUCGACCACGAUCUCAUCUACUACGCCGCCGUCAUCCUCAUCGUCUCUACCUUCAUCAAGUUCUCAGCAGCCCUCGUCCAACUCGGGUUCCACAGCGCAAGCUCCACGUCAAGUGGCUCUUCUUCGACUACCACGCCGCCGCCAUCAAGUUCAUCUUCUGCCUCUGGCCGAGAAACCACGAUAGGCACGAGUACCAUCGUCCAGACGGUCAAUGGGCAAGUCACUACCUCCUUCCAACCUAUCGUCACGACCAUGACCCAGUCUGACUCUGGUGGACUCUCGCCGACUGCCAAUAAGGGCAUCAUCGCUGGAUCUGUCGUCGGCGUGUGCGCCCUGCUCAUCCUCGCUUUCGCUAUGGUCGUGUUCUAUCGCCGCCACAGGCACAAGAAGCUCGAUUUCUUCAAGCGAAAACAACCAAAGCCGCGAAACAUGCUGCUCGCCGGCGAGGACCUGGACGAUCUGGACAUGGGACCGCCGAUGGCUAGCUACAGGGAUUACCCCGGCUCCAUGGUGUCGCACUCGGCAUCACCGUCCGUCGCUGGUCACAACGCUUCGGGGAGCAUCAGCGGCUCAAUCAUGAACCCGCAAGCAUCCUACUCGCGCGUGCACAUACCGGGUACUCCCAUGCCAUCGCCGCACCUCAUGGGUAUGCGGACGUCUGAGGCUGGCUCGAUCUUCCAAGAGCAAGUUUGGCCCCCACCGCGCACCGCGUUCGUCGACCCCCUGGUCUCGACGGAUGACCUCACGCGCAUCGUCGACGAUAGCACCACGUCGCUGGACUCCGUGCCGGAUAUGCCAGUUGCUGGGGGGAGACACGGCAAGACUCCGUCGCAGACGACCUUGCUCCCUCCUGCAAGCCCCCAGACGCCGACCCGGCGCACACCGCUCUUUGUUACGAAUAUGGGCUCCGAGGCGCCGUCCAUCUACUCACAACAGUCUCCGCCUCUCGGAGCGAGCAAACAUCUGUCAAGCGAGGCUGAGCUGCGCCAGCCGCUGUCUACGGAGGGUGAACCUAUGGGCGAGGCGUUGUAA
This is a messenger RNA of Fomitopsis serialis, 1284 nucleotides long. RefSeq lists its product as uncharacterized. The transcript is spliced from 7 exons. NCBI's taxonomy places the organism in Eukaryota, Fungi, Basidiomycota, Agaricomycetes, Polyporales, Fomitopsidaceae. The record is from RefSeq and is a predicted model, not a curated record. Bases 1 to 1284 code for a protein of 427 amino acids.